AUGACUCGGGCAGCCGAGGCCCUCUCAGCCGACGGGAAGCGGUCCGAGGUGGCUGGCAGGAACGGCACGCGGCGGCAGUGCUGGGGUGCAGUGGCGGAUAGGGCGGGCGCGCGACCAGGGCGACUCCUGGGCCCCCCCGGCCUCAGAAUAUCAGCCCGGGCCCAAACAGAGUUGCGCGGCGGAAACCGGGCUGCAGGACCACCGGCCCGCCAUGCCAGUCAAGAAGGGCUCCCCAGGCCGCGGACCCUGGCCCUGGCUCUGGCCGCCUUCCGUCCGACCCUGGCCGCACUACCACUGCCGCCGCUCCCAGGCUACCUGACACCACUGCCAGCUUCGGCCGCCCUGCCCCGGCCGCCUCGCUACCGCCGCGACCGCCGGCUGCGAGGCGCGCUGGUGGCUCCGUCCUCCGCUCGCCGCCGCCUCUACCUGAAUACACAGGGCCGCCCGUACCCCUCCACCUGCCCGGGACCCCCUGGCCCUCGAGCGCUUCUCUGCGGCCCGCAGCGCGGACUUCCAGCCGCUGCUCGACAAGCGGCGAGCCGUCCAUCGAGGUCGGAGUGCGGCAUAACCGCGCUACUUGCAUUUUCUCUGCCAGAACAGCAAAAGGUCAGUCAUCACGCCACCGGCUCACCCAACAGUUCCAAUUCGUCAGCAGCGGAAAGCGGGGCUGAAGCGCAGCAUCACCACAAGUGCGGCCGCCACCAUCCUCCUCCGCUCCCCGAGGACCCUGGUCGGGACCCCUCAUUCUGCCUGGGAGACUCCGUCUCCGCCCAGAAGGGCGCUGCAGCUCCGGGGCUGCAGCAGGAACCUCCCCACCAGCCCUCCCAGCCCCCCCGCCCCCACAUGUUUGGUCGCCCAGCAGUGGACCAGGUCACGCACUGGGAAUCCCAGGUCCUGGCAGCGCCGUUCACCUGCGCGCUGAAUCCCUUCCUGGGCCCAGUUCCCAGUCCCCUGAACAGGCAGAGGAACCGGGGGCGGCUGGCAGACAAGAGGACGGUUGCCCUCCCCACUGCGCGGGUCCUAAAGAAGGAGCUGACCACCAGCUUCUCGGCCAGUGAUGGUGACAGCGAUGGGAACGGCCCCGCCUAUGGGCAGCGGCCAGGCUUGAAGCAGGAGGACACCCCACAUGUCCGUAUCAUGAAGAGAAGAGUCCACACCCACUGGGACGUGAACAUCUCCUUCCGAGAGACGUCCUGCAGCCAGGACAGUGACCUGCCCACCCUCAUAUCCAGCGUCCAUCGUAGCCGCCACCUCGUUAUGCCCGAGCAUCAGAGCCGCUGUGAAUUCCAGAGAGGUGGUGUGGAGAUCGGCCUGGGAGCUGCAGGUGACCUGUUGGGCAAGAGGCCAGGCCGCACCCCCCACGUCAGCGGUGAGUGCCCACUGGAGAAGAAGGCACGAAGCAAGCCACCCCAAGAGACUCUGUUGCUGCCAGAACUAGGGCCCAGCAUGGCCCCUGAGGAUCACUACCGCCGGCUUGUGUCUGCCCUGAGUGAGGCCGGCACCUUUGAGGACCCGCAGCGUCUCUACCACCUGGGCCUCCCCAGCCACGGCACCAUGGGGGGACUCUUCAUGGAUGGGGAGGAGGCCACAGCCCCUGAGGACCUCAGCAAGUGGACAGUGGACGAUGUCUGCAGCUUUGUGGGGGGCCUUUCUGGCUGUGGAGAAUAUGCACCGGUCUUCAGAGAACAGGGGAUCGACGGGGAGACCUUGCCCCUGCUGACAGAGGAGCACCUCCUGACCACCAUGGGGCUGAAGCUCGGGCCUGCUCUCAAGAUCCGGGCCCAGGUGGCCAAGCGCCUGGGCCGAGUCUUCUACAUGGCCAGCUUCCCUGUGGCUUUGCCACUGCAGCCACCAACACUACGGGCCCCAGAGCGGGAGCUCACCUCUGGAGAGCAGGCCCUGUCCCCAGCAUUGGCCCCUUCCCCCUAUGGUGGGGGGCACCCCCCUGCUGGGAGAGCCUCGCCCAAGCAAGAGAAUGGAACUGUGGCUCUACUCCCAGGGCCUGCAGACCCCUCCCAGCCUCUGUGCUAA
Messenger RNA from Puma concolor (puma), 2031 nucleotides. The record is from RefSeq and is a predicted model, not a curated record. Lineage: Eukaryota; Metazoa; Chordata; Mammalia; Carnivora; Felidae.